AUGACACAGUGGGGCAAGGUCGUUUCCGUCAGCAACUUGCAAGCUGCCGGGACGACACCGUUGGAGAUUCAGGUAGAUGACAUGCCUUCCUUGCCCGCAGAGCGGAACCUCGCAGAAGGCAUUAAGAUCCUUUACCAGACCUGCCAGCUGUAUGACCUGAACUUGGUCGUUGGGACAACCCGUCUGCCCGCUCACAAGGUGGUUCUGGCAUCGAUGAGUCGGGCCUGCUGUGAGCAGGUGCAAAAGGCCGUGAAAGACUUCCAGCAGCGUCAGCCUCCAUCGCCCUCAAGUGCCAGCAUUGAUCUGGAGAAGGCUGAGAAAGCUGAGAAGGCACCGACAUCCGGCCCAGAAGAAAAGACUCUUCAAGCCGACCUGGAAGUGGCCACCACGUCGUCUCUGGCACAGGUGCCAGCAGCAUCGCCUCCAAUCUAUAGCAAUCAGUGGAAAGCGCCGAGCUCCACUGCCCCUGUGCCUCCUGUUGCGAUCGAUGCGAAAGCGGAGCCUGCCGAAGGCAAGAACGUGCCACCUGAAGAGCCCCAGAAAACUCUGGAGGAGCCCACAGUGCCAUCCCUCCCUCCUCCGACACGCCCUGAGAUGCACCUGGACAUCGCCAGCCCGGAGGCAGCAAGAGCUCUCUUGGACUUGGUCUACGGCCUCGGCUCAGAGUACAACAUCAGCUCGGAUGCUGCCAACCAAGACGUGCUUCGCUUGGCGACGCAACUGGAUGUCCCUUGCCUCCAGGAAUCAGCGACCCGAUACUUGGGCCAGAACUUGACCUGCCAAAAUGCUGUUUCCAGGCUCCAGACGUGCAAAGAGUUUGGCCUUGAGGAGAUGUAUGGAGCUAUUGAGGAGGAGGUCGUCUACAGCAGGGAUGCUUUGCAGCGCAUCGCAGCUGCGGAGGAGGUCAUCAAGUUUCCGGAGAUCCUGCAGGGCUUGCUCGUGCGAUCUGCCCAAGUGCACAAUCCUGUCCCCAACGUGCGGGAGGGCAAAGAGGCCAAGCGCAAGCGGAUUGCCGAGCAGAAGAGUGGCCGACCAGAAAAGUUGCCAAAGGCUUCAUCGGGUCGUGCUGUUGCAGGAGGAGGUGCCUGA
Symbiodinium sp. CCMP2592 is the source of this 1089-nucleotide messenger RNA. NCBI's taxonomy places the organism in Eukaryota, Dinophyceae, Suessiales, Symbiodiniaceae. The record is from the annotation of a GenBank genome assembly.